GAAGGGGAAAGAUACUGCGAGGUAACACCGCAAGGAAGCAACGGAAGUGUGCAUGACAGCCUUUAUGUGAUUGUGACCUCCCCUCCUUUGUUCCUCUUUCCCUCCGUCAUCAUCCCCAAACUCCAUACGGCGCCGUUUCCCUUUCAUCUCUUCUCUCUCUCUCUCUCUUUCUCCGAUGCGCUUCUCCUUCUCAUUCCGCUCUGUCGUUUUCUUCGCGCUUUGCUUUGCGCCGCGACUCUUCCAGUCAACGCUACCGUUUGGCUUCUUCUAAUCGUCGUUUUAUCGAUUCAUCCGCAUAAAGCACUAUCCUCGCGCGCUUUCCUUCCUCACUCUCUCACUCGGCGACUCCUUUUCACUCCGUCUUUCUUUCAACUCUUAUCUGGAAUUCAGCCGAACCCCGAACUGUUGGUUCGUUGAAGAAAACACGUUUCAGUCGGUGGUUUUUUAUGCGUGAUCGCCGGAAUUAGAUUACCAAUGGAAGUUGCUGAUUCUGGAGCAUCCUGAUUUUGCCGUGGCAAGGAGGAGAGUUUGUUUUCAGUCAAAUUGUUUUUGAAGGUGCAGGCGACUCUCUGCCGUAGUUGAUGGAGCGGCCUGGGAGCUUAAAUGGCAGUCAGCAUGUGAUAGAAAUAGCAGGGAGUUCCGAUGCUUCUACUUCAACUGCGACACAUCAUAAUAGCAAUUUUAAUGGCACAGAUGUUACGGUACACGAAGAAAGAGUUACCGGUGCAAGGACGCCUCUAUCUCAUCCUUCGGUUUCAGUCGCUAGUUUAUCAAAUGGGUCUAAUAGUCGGAAUUCCUCAUUCAUGAGACGCGGGGAUACUCGUAGGAAUAGGAGUCCGGUGCAUUCGGGGUUGUGGAUAUCGAUUGAGCUGGUCCUCUUAGUGAGCCAGAUUGUUGCAUCUAUCGUUGUUUUAUCUUUGUCAAGGCAUGAACGUCCUCGUACUCCAUUGUUUCAAUGGAUCAUUGGUUAUGCUUCCGGAUGUGUUGCUACCCUCCCUCUGCUUUAUUGGCGGUAUUAUCAUCAUAACCAUACGAGAGAGCAGGAUUCAUCUCAAUCAAGGCAAACAUCUCCUCGGAUUAAUGAUCCUUCAGGGACACUCCUUUUCAGUUCCAGAACAAGUGGUGGAGAAGAUGGUCAGGUUGUUGCAUCCUCCAGAAGCAAUCAAGCUUCUGUGUUGAUGAAUAGAAGAAUGAAGACUCUAGUGGAAUACUUCAAAAUAUCUUUAGAUUGCUUUUUUGCUGUAUGGUUUGUUGUUGGAAAUGUAUGGAUCUUUGGGGGACAUUCGUCUGCUGAUGAAGCUCCUAACUUGUACAGGUUAUGUAUAGUGUUUCUUGCCUUUAGCUGUAUUGGUUAUGCUAUGCCCUUCAUUCUCUGUUCAACAAUCUGCUGUUGUCUCCCAUGUAUAAUUUCCAUCCUUGGGGUUAGAGAGGACAUGUCUCAAAACAGAGGGGCAACUUCUGAAUCUAUUAAUGCUUUGCCAACUUACAAGUUCAAGAUGAAGAAAAAUAAAAGAAAUGGAGAAGGCAACUCAACUGAAGGUGGAGUUGUGGCUGCAGGAACUGAAAAAGAGCGAGUAAUAUCUGGAGAAGAUGCAGUAUGCUGCAUCUGUCUGGCAAAGUAUGAAAAUAACGAUGAGUUGAGGGAAUUGCCUUGUUCUCAUCUUUUUCACAAAGAUUGUGUGGAUAAAUGGUUGAAGAUAAAUUCAUUAUGCCCCCUUUGCAAGAAUGAUGUUGGUGAAAAUUUAACAGGAUUGGUCUCAAGUGAAGAUGCCAGCCAACACCGGAGUGAGAGCAGGAUUGAGAAUGGCCUCGCGAAUACCUCACUUUAGUCGAGUUAUAUACAGAUAUACAAUUUGAUCCCUCUCAUUUUCCUUGAGAAUUGGAUAAUGUCCUCUGGCGCGUUACUAGAGAGAAAGAAAGAACUAGUCACCUUUGGUGAUGGUGGGAAUUACCUAUUUAUGAAACUGAACUUUGCACAGGCAAUGGUGAGUUCCUACACAAUAAACUGCAUUUCUCUCAUAACAAGAUGGCCUUCUCGAUGGAAAGGAAAUAAUCUGAAGCCCCUUUUGGGUACGCACAGCUUGUACUUUUUGUAAAGUUUUUUCUAUGCACUUCACCUUUUGGAAGGAUGCUUGGUUGAGGUCAUCCAUUCCAUCUCAUUUUUGUUGAUGCAUUUUCCUUUUCUUGUUGAAACUUUACGAUGGCCUCAUACAAGGCAUACCCGUCUGUAGUCUAGUGGUGCAACUAAUUGUUCAAGGGACGCCCAUCAUGGCCAUAAAUCGUGUGGUAUUGACUAUGGGAAUUAAAGAGUCCGAUUUCAUGUAAAUGAGUCACAGGAAAAAUAUAAUAUAUAUAUAACGUCAAGUAUUUGCCAUCUUCAUCAUUUGGCAAUUGUGUCA
Vigna unguiculata (cowpea) is the source of this 2399-nucleotide messenger RNA. Its product is annotated as C3H4 type zinc finger protein. NCBI's taxonomy places the organism in Eukaryota, Viridiplantae, Streptophyta, Magnoliopsida, Fabales, Fabaceae. Gene Ontology annotation, molecular function: zinc ion binding. The record is from RefSeq and is a predicted model, not a curated record.